Molecule: messenger RNA, 1336 nt
Organism: Salvia splendens (bonfire salvia)
Lineage: Eukaryota; Viridiplantae; Streptophyta; Magnoliopsida; Lamiales; Lamiaceae
Product: UDP-glycosyltransferase 83A1
Exons: 3
Coding region: 198-1217 (339 amino acids)
Molecular function (GO): UDP-glycosyltransferase activity
Source: RefSeq, a predicted model, not a curated record
CCGAAUCCAACCACCAACGAGUGGUGGAGGCGCUGCCGCCGCAGGCGACGGAGAAGCUGCUCCAUUUGGUGUCGGUGUCGGACGGCCUCGACUGCUGGGAGGACCGGAUGGACUUCGCCAAGUCGGUCGAGGCGCUCAUCUGAUCUAUCAACACCACGCAAGCCGACGCGGUCACGUGCAUCAUCACUGACGUUUUCAUGGCGAAGAUCACUCAGGCCUACCGGAAUUUCGACCUCAAGCGGGCGGCUUUCCUCCCUGGAGCGGCCGCGCUGCUUGCCUUGACCACCAGCGCCGAAAAACUCGUCGUCGAUGGAGUCAUUGACACUGACGGAACGCCCCUGCAGAGCGACCCAAUCCGGCUGUCGCCGUCCAUGCCAGAGAUGAACCCUAACCACUUCGCAUGGGUGUGUCUCCCAGACCUAGCAGGCCGGAGAGCCAUUUUCCAAUCCAUCGUCGAAAACAACAAAUCCGCAAAGCUCGCUCAAUACCUAAUCUGCAACUCCUCGUCGGCGCUCGAACCCGCCGCCCUCGACUUCCUCCACAACUGCCGCCCCAUCGGGCCCCUCCUCGCCACCCGCCGCCUCGCCAAACAGGCGGGCCACUUCUGGCCCGAGAACCCCACAUGCCUCUCCUGGCUCGACCACCACCCGCCACGCUCCGUCGUCUACGUGGCAUUCGGGAGCUUCACCCUCCUCGACCCAGCCCAGUUCCGCGAACUGGCCCUCGGCCUCGAGCUGACCGGGCUGCCCUUCCUCUGUGUGGUGAGGAGUGACAUAACCUGCCACGUCAGCGAGGCCUACCCGGCCGGGUUUGAGGACAGGGUGCGAAGUCGGGGAAAGAUUGUUGACUGGGCCCCGCAGCAGGAGGUGCUGGCCCACCCGGCCGUGGCGUGCUUUGUGACUCACUGUGGGUGGAACUCGAGUGUGGAGAGCGUGAGUAGUGGGGUCCCGGUGGUGUGCUGGCCUUACUUUGCGGACCAGUUUCUUAACGAGACUUAUAUUGUGGAUCAUUGGGGGGUGGGAGUGAGGUUGGAGAAGGGUGGGAAUGGGAUCAUUGGGAGGGAGGAGAUUAAGGGGAAGGUGGAGAUGGUUUUGGGAGAUGGAGGGUAUAAGGAAAGGGUGAUGGAGCUUCAAGAGAAGACUUUGGCUAGUAGUGUUGUAGGAGGCUCCUCUCAUAAGAAUUUAUGUGAUUUUGUUGAUUGGAUUAAGGAAGACUAGGAGUUUAUCAACUUAGAUUUGAUAUCUUCAUUUUUCCAUUAUGAAAACACACAAAUCAACUGAAUUAGGGUUUAUCCAUGGGAUGCCAUCAAGGGAAGUAAAUUUUAGUAGUCCGGAUA